Messenger RNA from Fukomys damarensis (Damara mole-rat), 666 nucleotides. Its product is annotated as von Ebner gland protein 1. NCBI's taxonomy places the organism in Eukaryota, Metazoa, Chordata, Mammalia, Rodentia, Bathyergidae. Gene Ontology annotation, molecular function: small molecule binding. The transcript is spliced from 7 exons. The record is from RefSeq and is a predicted model, not a curated record. The coding region runs from base 1 to 537 and encodes 178 amino acids.
AUGAAGACCUUGAUCCUGACCUUUGGCCUUGGCCUCAUUGCCGCCCUGCAGGCUCAGGACCUCCCGGUCGUGGAGGAGGAGAGCCAGAAUUUGGGGACAUGGUAUCUGAAGGCUGUGGCUGCUGACACAGAGGUUCCUGGGAAGAAGAAUGGGUCUCUGUCUGUGACCCCCAUCACCAUCAAGAUCCUGGAGGGGGGCAGCCUGGAGUUGAACUUCACUAUGCUGAUCGGAGGUCAGUGCCAUGAGAUCAGUGCCAUCCUGGAGAAAACAGAUGAGCCGGGCAAAUACACAGCCUACAGGGGCAAGCAAGUGGUACACAUCAUCCCGACGGGCGUGCAGCACCACUACAUCUUGUACAGCGAGAGCACGUGGCACAAGCACGUGAUCCGGACAGUGAAUCUUGUGGGCCGAGACCCCGAAGUCAACCAGGAAGCUCUGGCGGAGUUUGAGAAGGUGGUAGAAGCCAGAGGCCUCAAGACGGACAGCAUCUCCAUCCCCAAGCAGAGGGCGGAAGCCUGCUCUCCAGGAAGCGCCUAGGCGUGGGGUCCCACCGAAACCUCUCCCUGAGGAAGGAGGAGACCCUCCCUCCUGCCAGGCCAGCAAGCCUCACCGCCUGCCUCCCUGUACCCCUGUACCCCUCCACCGUUCCUGAAUAAACAGCUUCAG